Molecule: messenger RNA, 10529 nt
Organism: Microplitis demolitor
Lineage: Eukaryota; Metazoa; Arthropoda; Insecta; Hymenoptera; Braconidae
Exons: 6
Coding region: 807-9983 (3058 amino acids)
Biological process (GO): exocytosis
Cellular component (GO): plasma membrane; exocytic vesicle
Molecular function (GO): neurexin family protein binding
Source: RefSeq, a predicted model, not a curated record
UAGAUAUCAGCAAGAUAUAUUAUACUCCUAUUUAUUAUUUAUCUCGAAUGUAUUGAAAUAUUCAACGCAUGCGCAAUUGAAUUCAAUACCUGUGGAAAUACAUUAAAAGCAAAAGAGAAAAAUAAAAGUAAAAAAUAAUAAGAAGAAGUAAGCAAGGGCAAAAAGUUGUAUGUAACAGAAGAUGGUGGGAGUUGUUCAGGUAGGAGGGAUCAGGAGUAGGGCGGUAGGACUUGCCUCUCUGGCUGUUUCUGGUGUUUCUGCUUCUCAGGCACUCUCAGGUGUGUUGUACUGUAGAUGAAUGUAGAUAUAUAAAUAUAUAUGUACGUACUGGAUAGCAAUGUAUAAUGUAUAGACUGUAGAGCUUCAUCGUUGUCGUCGUCGUCAUUGUCGUUGUCGUUGUCGUUGUUGCCGUCGUUUUCAUGUGGUCACAUGCAACAGGUAGCAUUGUAUAUUUAUUAAUAUUAAAAAUAUAUUUUUAUAAAUGUCAUACACUAUAUUAUUAAAAAAUUUAUAAUUCCCUAAUAAUUUAACAUUAUCAAAGUUGAUAGUGUGAAUCCACUGUGAUUAUUAAAUUGUAAUAUUUUUAUACAUAAAAAAAAUAAUAAUUUUAUAAGUUGAAAAAAUAUAUAUAGUUACUGAGUAAACUGAUUAACGUCAUUCGCAAUGUUAGUUGAAUAUUAUUAAUCAAAAGAGUCAUUAUCAAUAUGUUUUAAUACUUAAAAUUAUUACUAACGAUCGAAAGUAAUAAUAAAAUAAAAAUAAGAAGAAGAAGAAAAUUAAAUUAAAUUAAAUAUAAAAAUGACUCAAUGGAUAUCGAGGAUAAUAGUGAUAAAUUAAAAGUAAAAUCGCGUAUACCCGAUUUUACAACAUUAUUACCUAAAUCAUUGGUAAAAAAUAAUGAAAUUUCUAGUUCGACGAGUUCAAAGAGUUCAACGAGUUCGCUCUCUCAUAAUUCUUUAACAUGUAAAGAUUUUGGAGAAGGUGGAGUUGAUAAACAAUCAUUGAAAUCAAGUCGUGAUAAAAAAUCCAGUAUUCCUAUAUUGCGAAAACACGAAAUUCGCGAAUAUGAAGACAUUAAUCUACGAAGCGAAGCACGAAAAUCACAAAUUCCACUACAACGAAAUAAUCGUGGAAGUACUGAUGACUUGAGAUCAUCAUCAUCAUCAUCAUCAUCAACUACAACAACUGUUUUUUCACCAUCACGAUUAUUUUAUAACAAUAAUAAUAACAAUUAUUAUUAUUCACGUAGCUAUCAAGUUGAUAAAGAAGUUAUUAAUUCGCCGAGUCUUAUUCCAAAAUUAUUAUUAUUAAAAAAAAAUCGUGACAAACGUACUAAUAAACGAUUAGAAGAGAAUAGUAGCAAAAAUAAAAUUUCAGUUGCAAUGGAUGAUUCAAAUGAUUGUAUAAAAGAUAAUGAUAAAAAAUCACCAUCAACCGAAAUUUCUGUAAAUGAAGAAAUAAUAAUUGCUAAAAAUAAUAAAACUGUGAAUAAAGUACAGGAUGAUGAUGAUAAUGGUGAUAAUAAUAAUGAAGAUGUUAAAGAAAAAAUAAAUUUAUCGAAUAAAAGUGAGGAUGAUAAAAUAAUAAUAAUAUCGAAGGAAGACGAUUUAAAUUUAGAUGAUAUUACUGAUGAUACUGCGGUAAAUCGGCGAUUAUCAAGCCAUUUAUCACCAGAAGCUAGUCCUUUAAGUACUCGUUCUUCAUCAAGAUACAGCCCUCGUGAAAGUGAGAGUGAACCUACACCAGGUCUUCCACGUAAAAUAGUAACUACUGGAAGUGAAUCUUUGUCAUCACAACGAAUACGAGAUGCUAUUACAAGAACAAGACGUGAAUCUAAUAGUAGUACUCGAUAUGAAAGUUCUGGCAGUGAAAGCAUUAGAUUAAGCGAGUCGGGAUUAUGUGAUUAUGUUGAUUUGGCAAAGAAAUCUCGAUUGGAUCCACAAGAUAUUGUCGUUGAAAAUUAUGAGCGUGAUAGAGUACAGCGUGACAGUGAAGACGAUCAUCCACCACGACUCAAUGACGCUCGUUCAGAGUCAGCGAUUAAAUUUUCAAAUUUAUCCUCUCAAGGACGAACAAUAUUACGACGACGCAGACAAUUUGAUUCACAAGGUUCAAGAAGACGAGGAAGAUCAUAUGCACGCUCAUAUAGCACAGAAGAUAUUGAAUUUCAAAUAACUCGUCAAAGUCUUUUACGUGGCAACGGAUCAGCAGCAGAUUCAUCAAAAAUUCCUGAUUAUCGUCGACUGGUAUUUAUAAGCUCAGAUUCGUCAUCCGGGCGUGAUGAAGAAGACGAUGCUGACAGUAGCUGCUCUGGUUCGUCUUAUUUGACUGGUGGAGUACCUAUAGGAACAACCAGAAAUAAUAAUAAUAAUAAUAAUAAUAAUAAUAACAAUAUUAGUGGUAGUAGUCACAGUCAGAGUCUUGAAGAUUGUGAUUGGGAUUAUUUUGAAAGCAAUAGCUUGCCUUCUUUGCCAUCAGUCUUGUGUGGUGAUUCUGUUCGUUCUCAUGUUAAUGAUAUAAAAGGUGGAAAUAUUUGGGAUUGUUGUCUAGGUCAACGACGUGGUUCCAGUACUUGUUGUCUGGCAUGUGGAGGUAGUAGUAAUAGAAAUGUAUUGCCAGUUCCUGUGCCAAUACCAGUUCCAGUACCUUAUCCGGUACCAGUACCAGCAUCUCUGUGGAAUAAUCAAGAUUUUGCAGCUGCUGCAGCUUCGUCAAUGAUAACAGCCACAAAAUCAGAUAAUAAUUUAAAAUUUAAAAACGUUGCGGGUUCUUCUAUCGGGCCGUGGUUUUCAUGGCAUCCUAAAUUUAUCUCACAAUCUGAAAUUCAUCGAGGGCUUUAUUGUGAACAAAAAAUAAGUGAUCCAAGUUUCAAUACUGCUGAUUCUAUUUUCACAUUUCGUCCAGACGGUUCACUUGUUGGGCAUUAUGAAAGUAUUUAUCACGGAUCUCUUUUAACAACACUCGAUCAUAAAUCAAUGCCAUUAAAUAAUGAGAUAAAAAAUCAUCAACCACAAGUUGAAGAUUCUCAACAGGAGGUUAAAUUAGAAAAACAAUUAAUAAUAAAAGAACAAGAAAUAAAUUCAAAUCUAUCAAUUAAUAGUGAUAAUCUAAAUCAAUUAGAUUUAGUCAAUAGUGGUGAAAAUAAUAAUAAUAAUGAUAAUGAUGAUAAUGAAGCUGAUGAAGUUGAUAAAGUGCCAUUGACUGAUGAUAAAACAUACAAUGAAGAUAGUAAAUUUGAAAAACCAAUAUCAUUAGCAACUGAAAUUGAUGAAAAUUCAGAUCAAGAUCAAGAUGAUGAUCAUGAUUCAUCGUCAUCCUGUGCAGACAGUAGUGAUUUUGAUGAUGAAAAUAAAUCACAUCAUUUCUCUCGUGUGUUUGUUGUCAAUAACGACGACGACGAUGAUGAUGAUGAUGAUGUUAAUUAUAAUGAUUCCUUGGCAAGUAAUCAACACAAAGGAAUAGAAGAAGAAGACGGAGAAAAUGAAGUUAUUCUCAAAAAUAUAAAUUUAUUAUCAUUAAAUUCUGAUUCAUCGAAUAAACAAGAGGAAAGUUUAAACGAACAACCAGCUACUUUAAUAAAUAAUUCUAAAAAUAAUAAUAAUAACAAUAAUGAAAUUAGUUAUUCAGCUGAUUCAAUAGAUUCUUCAGAUGAUAAUAUAAUAACAUUGAGAUCAAUACGUAAUAUAAAUCCUGAUGAAGUAAAUUUUUUAUCAUCAUCAGAAACAAAAGAAAUAAUGAUAAAUAACGAUAAAAAUAAAAACUUUAAUGAUGAUAUUAAAGAAGAAGAUGAAGAAGAAGAUGAUAAUGAUGAAGAUGAAAAUAACGUAGAUAAUUAUGAAUCAAUGGUAGCAGAUUCAUUGGAAAUAAAGGAAAAUGAAAAUGUAUAUUUACUUAAUCAUAAUUAUACAAAUAGUAAUAGUGAAAUAAAACGUGAUAUAUGUGCCUUAUCAGUGGUAUCAAAUUUAUUAGACUGUUGGAACGAAAAUUUAAGUAAAAAAAAAUUAAAAUCAACAACUGCAUCAUCAUCAUUAGUAAUUAAAAACGAAAAUAAUAAAGAAAAAUUCGAAAUAAAUAAAAGUAUAGUAGUUAGUGAUGAUACAUCAAAAGAAUCAAUGAAAGAAUGCCAGGUGAAUGUAGUAAGUAGUGAACAACAACUGGUGGGAGAAAAUGAGGUGGAUACAAGUGAAAAUACAGGUGGGGAGACAGUGCGCCGGGGAACGCGACUUGAUUCAGUUGAACGUCGCCCGUCUACUCGCGAUGAUAAUGUAUUUUUACCUGACGAAUUAUUAUCCUCAUCUUCAUUACCAUCAUCAUCAUUAUUACCAACAACAACAACGACAACAUAUUCUUCACGACAAAAUAUUUUGUCACAAAAUAAUAAAUUCAAGAGUUUUGUGAUGAUUACAUCGGGUGCUUAUCAACCAGUUAGUGUUAUAACUUCAGAUACGACAACGUUAUUGCAGCCAGAUGAUAAUAAAACACAAGAGAAUCAACAGACUCAACAAACUCAACAGACUCAACAGCAGUCAUCGUCAGGCCUGGCUGGAUACUACCAUCUGGCGUUGGAGGCGUUGGAAACACCUCAACGAACAGGCUCGGGACCACGUCGACCGUUAAUGAUUAAACGACGGUACGAUGACCACCCAUCCGAACUUGAAUCUGAAUUACAAGAACAAACAGUUAACAAUAAAACAAAAGGUAUUAUAUCCACAACAAAUAAUUCACAAAAUAAUUAUUUUGUUAAUAUUGAUAUAGAAAAAGAUAAUUCAAUUGAUAAUGAAAAUAAUGAUGAUGAUUUAGUUUGUUCGACAAAUAAAUUAAAGAAAUUGAAAAUUUCUGAUGGUAAUAAUAAAAUUUCACAUCACGUUGAUGUUAUACUUGAAGAAGGUCUUGCUGAUGAUGAUUCUUGGGUUGAAGAGGUCUCACAUGAUGAAGAUGAACAGAGUACACCAACAACAACAAAUACGGAAGACAGUUCAGAGGAUGAAGUUAAUAAUCUUGGUGGUGAUCGUGAAGAAGAAUUACGUGGUUAUCAUCGUCAAGCUAUUGAUUUUACUCUUCACACAAUUGUUGAAGAAUCUUGUGAAGAAAGUGAAGCUGAAUUUAGUCUUAGUAAUACUAAUUGGAAAUCAAAAAAUCAUGAAACUUCAUCAACUUCAUCAACAUCACAACUUGAAAAAUAUUUUUUCUUUGGACUUGGAGGUAUUGAAUCUACUCAGAGUAAUUUAAGUACAAAAAAUUAUGAAAAUAUUAAUAAUGAUGAUAACAAUAUUGAUUAUAAUGAUGAUGAUGAUGAUGAUGAUGAUGAUGAUGAUGAUGAUGAUAAUAUGAUAAUUAAUGAUGAAAAUGAAAUAAAAUUAACAAACGAUUUAAUAAAUAACGAUAUGACAUCAUUAUUAUUAUUAAAUCGUGAAGUUGAUAGUCUUUCAGAGACUUCAUCAGUUUAUUCUGAAGGUGUUCAAGAGAGUCAUCAAGAAUCAGGAACAAUAAUAAAUUGUUUAAAUGAUAACAAAAGUGCCAAUGACUUUAAUUCAUCACGAUUGGAAAAAUAUUUUUUAUCUGAAUUUUUGGGUUUUCGUAAUGAAGAUCGUAGAGAUUCAGAUGGUUCAGUAGGAAGUGAUUCUGAAGGACGUCCAAGUCCUGAAGCUCAACGUCGUAAACGCUUAGUUCGUGCUCGAGGUACUGGAAGAUCUCACAGUUCUUCACUUGAUAAUCUUUUAAAUUUAGCACAAACUUCACAAAAUUCAACUUUACAAAAUUCAUUGCAAGAUCUUAGUAAUAAUCAAGAUACACCAGAUGAAUCUGAUGAUUCAACUGUAAAAACUGAUGAAGAUGUUACUGGAUUUGUUGAAGGAGUAGAUACUGUAAAACGAAAAAAGAAAAAAAGAAAUUUAGGAACACAGAGCCCUCGUAAUACUGAUUCCAAUAAUAAAAGUCCUGAAUCGGAUAAAUUUGAUGAUUCAGAUAAAUUUGAAAUUUCUGUUUCUCUUGAUAAUGAAAAUAAUGAAACGAAUUCAGAAGAAGAAAGAUCUAAAACUCCUCAACCCAGUGAUUCUUCAUUGACAAUUACAUCAUCAUCAAAUAAUAAUAUUAAUAAUAGUAAUAAUAAUAAUAAUAAUAAUAAUAAUAAUAAUAAUAAUAAUAAUAAUAAUAAUAAUAAUAAUAAUAAUAAUAAUGAUGAUGCAGUUGAUGAAAAUACGAAUAAUUCAACAGAUCCUGAUCGUAAACAACAAUCAAGAGAUUCUGGAUUUGUUGGUAGCUGUGAUGAUUUAAUUCAAUCAGAACCAUCAAUUGAUUCUAAAGAAAAUAAAGAUUCAAAUAAUAUUGACAGUAAAAAUGUUUGUGAAAAUAACAACAACAACAACAACAAUAAUAAUAAUAGUAAUAAUAAUAAUGAUAAUAACAAUAAUAUUAAUAAUAAUGAUGAUACAAAUAAUAUCAAUAAUAAAAAUAAUAAUAAUAAUAAUGAUGAUACAAAUAAUAUCAAUAAUAAAAAUAAUAAUAAUAAUAAUGAUGAUACAAAUAAUAUCAAUAAUAAAAAUAAUAAUAACAAUAACAAUAACAAUAACAAUAACAACAACAACAACAACAACAACAACAACAACAACAACAACAACAACAGCAGCAGCAACAACAACAACAAUAACAAUAACAACAAUAAUAAUAAUAAUAAUGAUAAUAAUAAUAAUAAUAAUAAUAAUAAUAAUAAUAAUAAUAAUAAUAAUAAUAAUAAUAAUAAUAAUAAUAAUAAUAAUAAUCCAAAGGAUAAAAAUGAAUUUUUAGCAGCAUCAAAUAUUCAUAUUAAUACUCAUGCAUUAUCAAGAAAAGAUAGCUUUAAUAAUUGGUCAAGUGAUGAGGAAACAAAUUUAAUGAUGUCUAAAAUGCGUCAAUUUUUUAAAACUAUGGUUGCUAAUUCAAAUAAUACAGUAUUAACUUGUCAAUUGUUAUCAUCUUCAUCAAUUAGUACAACAACAACAACAACAAUAACAACAACAACAUCAACAGCAGCAACAACAAAAACAAAAACAAAAACAAAAACAACAACAACAACAACAAUGUCAACACCAACACCAACGCCUACGCCAACACCAAAUAAUACAAAUCCAAUAGAACGAAUGGAACAAGAAUUACCACGAGGAAAACGUACAAAACCACCCCAAUUAGUAUACUUUGAAAAUGAACUUACACGACUUAUGAAAACUGUACCAGGUAUACGUGAUGAUCAAGUACGUGAAAUUGUUGAGUAUUUAAGUUCUGAAGAUACUUGGUCUGAUUCAUAUGAUAGCUCUGAUUAUACGAGUUCUGAUUUAGAAGGAGCAGCAGCUGCUGCUGCUGCUGCAAGCCGUCGUUCAACUCUACAGGAACAAAUAUCAGCCAGUUGUCAACAAAUAAUUAGUAAUUUUGAUGUUAAUUCUGAUGCUAAUCUUUGUUCAAGUAUUUUAUCACCAAUCGACAGUAAACAAUCUAAAGAAUCAAUUCCUAGUGGUAAUAUGGGUAAAGAUACAGCUUUUGUUUAUCAAAAAUUAGUACAAAGUUUUACUAAAAUAGCUGGAGAUGUUAGUUCAGAUGCGAGUUCAACUCCUCACAGUAGCCCUCCAUUAAUUGCCAAAGUAAUGCAUCAUAUUGGUAGUAGAUUAGUUGCUCUUAUGCAUCAAGUAUCUGAAAAUAAUUCAAAUGUUUCUUCAUCUUCUUAUUCAUGGCGAAGAUAUCCUCAGCAUACCAGAACUCCUUCAUCAGCAUCAACAACAACUGAAGACGAUGAUUCAACAUCUGAUUCAGCACAUCAAACUCCAACAUUUAGUCAUCUUCAACUUCCACGAUCAAAAUCUCAUGACCCUUUACUUCUUAUCAGUGGACAUCAAAUAGGAACUGGUCAAGAAAAUGAAGAACGUGAGACCAGUGAUUAUGAAAGAUUUUCAUGGCGUGGUAGCUUUGAAUCUGCAUUAAUGGCUGCUGAUUCACGUACUAAACUCAGUUUAUUAACUUGUUCAGGAGAUAUUGGAUCCAAUAAUACAAAUUUAAAUACAACAAAUGCAUUGGCAAUGGCUGCUAAAAGACGGAGUGCUGGAGAUUUAUUAUUUAAUCCCAAGAGUUUUUCACGUGAACAAUUGGAUCGAGUAAGGAGCUGUGGAUCUAUUGGAGCUGGAAGUAAUAGCAUUAGUACAAGUGCCAAUCAAAUAAAUGGAGCUGAAAAUACAACUGGAUCUAUUGAAGAAAAAAUAUGGAGUAACAGACGUCGAUCAUCAGUUCCAGAUGACUCACGGCAUCGACGACGUCAAUCAUCAUCGUCAACAUCAGCAGCAGCAAUUUGUACUACUGCUGAUCAACAUGAAGACGAUGAUGAUGAUGAUGACAAUGAUGAUAACGAUAACGAUGAUGAUGAAGAUUCUGCUGAUGAAUUUGAAUUUGAUGGUGAUUCGCGUGCUAUGACCUUGCCUAGAGGAAUGCAACAAACUUCAAUAUCAACUUCAACAACUAAUUCAUUACCACGUCUUCCAGCAACUAAUAAUAGUAAUAAUAAAAAUAAUAAUAGUAGUAGUAGUAAUAGUAGUAUUGGAUUUGGAUCAUCAUCAAUGCACAAAGCUCACAGUAUGUAUCAUUUUUUGCCAUCAAAUACUGGAGUUAAAUCUGCUCGAUAUCGACCACCAGGUUUUGCACGUAAUAGUUUAAGUUCUGGUGUACCUAAACGAGCACUUAGUGCUCCAGGACUUGAAAUAGCAGUUUCACCUAAUAUUAAACGUGAACGAAGACGUAGAGAAUCUAUUCCUAUUCCUGAUGAGGACAAUAGUUUAUCAGAAGCAUGCAGUACACCAAUUAUUGGAGGAACAAAUCGUUUAAUGAUUGAUGAAAGACGUUCAGGAACACGAGUUAAAGAUACAAAUCGUUCAUCUUUAUCAAGUUUAGGUGCACGUUCAGAUUCAAUGGCAUCUGUUUAUAGUGGAGCUGGUGAAGGUAAAUGGUGUGGAUCUGUUGCUGUUAAAGGUGAGGUUGAGUUUUCACUUGAAUAUGAUUACAAACAACUAACUUUCCAAGUUCAUAUUAGUCAAUGUAAAGAUUUGGCACCAGUUGAUAUUAAACGAAACCGGUCAGAUCCUUAUGUUAAAGUAUAUUUACUACCAGAUAAAUCAAAAGGAGGUAAAAGAAAGACAAAAGUUAAAAAACAUACAUUAAAUCCAGUAUUUGAUGAGACACUUAAAUUUAAUAUUAAUUUAAAUUCAUUGGAGACACGAAUACUAUGGCUUACUGUUUGGCAUUCGGAUAUGUUUGGACGAAACGAUUUUUUGGGUGAAGUAAGAAUGCCACUAGAAAAUAAAAUAUUUGAUGAUCCAACACCAAAAUGGUAUCCUUUACAAGAAAGAUCUGAAUUAUUUGAUGAUCCUAUAGCUACGUAUAAGGGUGAGGUUAUUGUAGGUCUUAAAUUUGUUCCACCAGAAUUGUGUAAAUUAGAGAAAAAAGAUCGUGAUCGUGAUCACUCAAGUACUACAAUUAUCGGAGAACCACGAAAAGGAAAAAAAAAUUGGAGUCGUGGUUCAUUGCAUGUAUUAGUAAAAGAAUCAAGAAAUUUACAAACAAGAGCCAAAAAUUCAUCAGGAACUUGUGAUCCAUUUUGUAAAAGUUAUUUGUUACCAGACAAAGGAAGAUCAGGUAAACAAAAGACCAAUGUUGUGAGAAAGUCUGAUGGGAAUCCAGUAUGGGGGCAUACAUUCAUUUAUAAAGAUGUAAGUCUUCAAGAGUUAGCUGAAAGGGGACUUGAAUUAACUGUUUGGGAUCAUGAUCGUAUUGCCAGUAAUGAAUUUUUAGGUGGUGUUAGAUUUAAUCUUGGUACUGGUAAACAUUAUGGAAAACCAGUUGAUUGGAUGGACGCAACCGGACGUGAAUUAUCAUUGUGGCAAAAUAUGUUAGAGAGACCGAAUUUUUGGGUCGAGGGUGCGAUAACUCUUCGACCCAAUUUGUACAAUCAUGGUAAACACAAUUUCUCUUGAUUAUUUACAUUAUUUACUUAUAUUUUUUUAUUAUUAUUCAUAUAUAUUAUAUAUUAUAUAAUCUUAAGGCUAUAGGCCUUCAAGUACUUAAAUGUUCAAUAUAAGCAAUUGAUACUUAAUAAUAUAAAAAACAAAGUCUUGUUUGACAAAAAAUAUUUUUAAUAAAAGUCAUUGUCCAAUUUUGUUGUUUUAGUCAAAUAUAAUUGUUAAUAAUAUUUCAUAUAAAUAUAUAUUUAUAUUUUACAUUUUUAUAUUAGAAAACAAAAAAGAAAACAAAAUUGAAACGGUAUAUUUAUUGAUAUUAAAUGUACAUGUUUUCUCAAUAAUUACUGAAAUACAUAUAUAUAUUUGGAAUAGAAUAUAUUUAUGUAUGUAUAUCAUGCAUUAUUCACAUAAUUGAAUAGCAAAUUCUAAAAAAAAAAAUAUAUAUAUAUUUUAAACCCUUGAAAAAAAAUCUAACUACAAGUAUUUUUAUUCAACUCAAUAGUUUAUGAGCAAAAAAAAAACUGCCAGUUAAAUAUUUUUCUGCAAAAAAAUUUUAAAAAA